Fusarium keratoplasticum is the source of this 564-nucleotide messenger RNA. Its product is annotated as Lysozyme. The transcript is spliced from 3 exons. Gene Ontology annotation, biological process: cell wall macromolecule catabolic process; peptidoglycan catabolic process. NCBI's taxonomy places the organism in Eukaryota, Fungi, Ascomycota, Sordariomycetes, Hypocreales, Nectriaceae. The coding region runs from base 1 to 564 and encodes 187 amino acids. Gene Ontology annotation, molecular function: lysozyme activity. The record is from RefSeq and is a predicted model, not a curated record.
AUGGUUCAGAUUCCCUCUUUUGCUCUCUUGUACUCCCUCAGCGCCCUGGCCGGCGUUCGAGCGGCCUGCAUUGGCCCACCUGUGAACCAAGCUACCCUGAGCCUCGUCGAGGAAUUUGAGGGGUUCCGGGCAGAUGUUUACAUCGACGCCACUGGCAACCCCACUGUAGGCUAUGGACAUCUCUGCAAGCAGUCGGGCUGCUCCGAGAUUCCCUAUCCCAUCCCCCUGUCUGAGGCCGACGGACAGAAACUCCUGCAAGAUGAUAUCAAAGUCGCUCAGCAGUGCAUCACCCUCGACACCACCUCCGCGGUCGUCCUCAACGCGAACCAGUACGGAGCCCUGGUCAGCUGGGCCUUCAAUGUCGGCUGCGGUGCCUCUGGAGAUUCUACUCUCAUCCGCCGCCUCAACGACGGAGAGGAUGCCAACACCGUCACCAGCGAGGAGCUGCCCAAGUGGAACAAGGGCAAUGGCCAGCCUAUUGCAGGUCUUACCCGACGCCGAGCCGCUGAAGUUGACCUCUUCAAGACGCCUACCGAUGUCGGUGCUCUACCCGUUGGAUGCUAA